Messenger RNA from Aspergillus puulaauensis, 1341 nucleotides. RefSeq names its product AP-1 complex subunit mu (gene APM1). Gene Ontology annotation, cellular component: clathrin adaptor complex; clathrin-coated vesicle. The transcript is spliced from 6 exons. Gene Ontology annotation, molecular function: clathrin-cargo adaptor activity. Gene Ontology annotation, biological process: vesicle-mediated transport; intracellular protein transport. The record is from RefSeq and is a predicted model, not a curated record. Lineage: Eukaryota; Fungi; Ascomycota; Eurotiomycetes; Eurotiales; Aspergillaceae. The coding region runs from base 1 to 1341 and encodes 446 amino acids.
AUGGCGUCGGCUCUUUUCUUCCUAGAUUUGAAGGGCAAGACCCUUCUAGCCCGAAACUAUCGCGGAGACAUUCCUAUGUCCGCCGUCGAGAAAUUCCCCAUCCUCCUCAGUGACGCCGAAGAAGAAAGCUCCGCUGUACCGCCGUGUUUCUCCCAUGAAGGAAUCAAUUACCUCUAUAUCCGUCACAGUAACCUCUACAUCCUCGCCUUGACAAAGAAAAACACCAAUGCGACCGAAAUCCUCCUUUUCCUCCACAAGAUCGUGGAGGUAUUCACAGAAUACUUCAAGGUCUUGGAGGAGGAGAGUAUUCGCGACAACUUUGUCAUUAUCUACGAAUUGCUCGAUGAGAUGAUGGAUUUUGGAUACCCACAAACUACGGAAAGCAAGAUCUUACAAGAGUACAUCACACAAGAAUCACACAAGCUGGAAGUGCAAGCCCGGCCACCCAUUGCAGUCACAAACGCAGUCUCCUGGCGAAGCGAAGGUAUCCGCUACCGCAAGAACGAAGUCUUCCUCGAUGUAGUCGAGUCGCUUAACCUCCUCGUAUCUGCCACUGGCAACGUGCUACGAUCGGAGAUUCUGGGUGCUGUGAAGAUGAAGUGUUAUCUGAGUGGUAUGCCAGAGCUGCGUCUCGGUUUGAACGACAAGGUCAUGUUUGAGACAACCGGCCGGGCCACGCGGGGGAAGGCUGUUGAGAUGGAGGAUGUCAAAUUCCACCAAUGUGUCCGACUGUCCCGAUUUGAGAAUGACCGCACAAUCAGCUUUAUCCCGCCGGACGGAGAGUUCGAGCUGAUGAGCUACCGCCUGAACACGCAAGUCAAGCCUCUUAUCUGGGUCGAGUGUGUCGUCGAGUCGCACUCCGGUUCCAGAAUGGAAUAUAUGUUGAAGGCCAAAGCCCAAUUCAAACGCCGCAGCACCGCCAACAACGUUGAAAUCGUUGUCCCAGUCCCUGACGACGCCGACUCUCCCCGCUUCCGUACAAACAUCGGCACAGUCCACUACGCUCCCGAGCAGUCUGCCAUUGUUUGGAAGAUCAAGCAAUUCGGCGGUGGCAAGGAGUUCCUCAUGCGCGCUGAGCUCGGCCUCCCUUCCGUCAAGGGCGACGACGAACUCGGUGGCGGUAUGACCGGUGGGUUUGGAGGUAGCAUGGGCGGAACAGCCCAGGGCAAAGCGAAGCGCCCGAUCAACGUCAAGUUCGAGAUUCCUUAUUUCACCACUAGCGGCAUCCAAGUAAGAUAUUUGAAGAUUACGGAACCUAAGUUACAAUACCCAUCCCUCCCGUGGGUCAGAUACAUCACGCAGUCUGGCGAUAUUGCCGUCCGUAUGCCUGAUGUACAAUGA